Molecule: messenger RNA, 1332 nt
Organism: Gossypium raimondii (Peruvian cotton)
Lineage: Eukaryota; Viridiplantae; Streptophyta; Magnoliopsida; Malvales; Malvaceae
Product: eukaryotic translation initiation factor 5
Exons: 2
Coding region: 55-1077 (340 amino acids)
Biological process (GO): translational initiation; formation of translation preinitiation complex; formation of cytoplasmic translation initiation complex
Cellular component (GO): cytosol
Molecular function (GO): eukaryotic initiation factor eIF2 binding; translation initiation factor activity; GDP-dissociation inhibitor activity
Source: RefSeq, a predicted model, not a curated record
AACUUUUCUAAACCCAGAAUCUUCAUAAUAAUUUUCGUGUUCCUUCAAUAUCAGAUGGCAUUGUUGAACAUUGGUGCUGGAAAUAGUGAUGAUGCCUUCUACAGGUAUAAGAUGCCAAAAAUGAUCACCAAGAUUGAAGGUCGAGGAAAUGGCAUUAAAACAAACAUAGUCAACAUGGUUGAUGUUGCAAAGGCAUUGGCAAGGCCUGCUUCUUAUACAACCAAGUAUUUUGGUUGUGAGCUUGGUGCACAGUCUAAAUUUGAUGAAAAAACAGGGAUUUCUCUUGUUAAUGGAUCCCAUGACACUGCUAAACUUGCAAGACUUCUUGAAAACUUUAUCAACAAAUAUGUGCAGUGUUAUGGUUGUGGAAACCCUGAAACUGAGAUAUUUAUAACUAAGAAUCAGAUGAUACAAUUGAACUGUGUUGCAUGUGGUUUUGUUUCUGAUGUUGAUAUGAUGGAUAAGUUGACAAGUUUCAUAUUGAAAAAUCGAGCUGAACCGAAGAAGAGGUCAGACAAGAAGGCGAUGAAGAGAGCUGAAAAAGAGAGACCCAAGAAACGUGAAGCUGCUGCCGCUGCUACUGAUGAUGUGCAAUGGCAAACUGAUACAUCAAUGGAGGCAGCUCGGCAGCGAAUAAAGGAGCAGUUGACUGUUGCAACAGCAGAUAUGGUCAUGUUAUCAACCGAAAAGAAACCGAAGGUGACGACCAAGGCAAGCAACAAGGGACAGAUGAUUGCUCUGUUAGAGGCCUUAUUUGAAGGCAUUGAGAAAGGGUUUGCAAAAGAAGUGAUUAAGAAGAAAAACUACCUUGCUCUUGCUGCUAAAGACAAGGAAUCUCAGUUGCUUCUACUUAAAGCCAUAGAGUCAUUUUGUGGAAAAGCUAACUCAAAUGCAUUGAAGGAAGUUGCUUUAGUUUUGAAAACACUCUAUGAUGUUGAUGUAUUAGAGGAGGAAUAUGUACUUCAAUGGCAUCAACAAGGUUUGAAAGGGAAGAACAAAGGGUCUCAGAUAUGGAAGAAUGUAAAGCCUUUUAUUGAUUGGCUUCAAAGUGCAGAAUCAGAAUCUGAAGAAGAAUGACAUUCUUGUGUGUUGGCAUUUUUAAGGUAUUUUCUGCUACUAAGAAUAAAAAGUGGAUAGUUAAUCUGCUUGUCUGAUUUCGGGGUUUUUUUAGCUUUAUUGAUUAAGUGUUUAUUUUAUGAUUUUUUGUGUCUGAUAUUAAGGAUUUGGUCUGGUUGCCUGAUUUGUUGAUUUGUGCUAAUAGAACAGUCCCUUUGUUUAAACAUUCAUAUAGUAGAGAAGCAAUAGAUGAUCAUCAGCUCAUUUUUCUUUUCA